This is a messenger RNA of Manihot esculenta (cassava), 1524 nucleotides long. Its product is annotated as protein TPX2-like. The coding region runs from base 36 to 1355 and encodes 439 amino acids. Gene Ontology annotation, molecular function: microtubule binding; protein kinase activator activity. The record is from RefSeq and is a predicted model, not a curated record. The transcript is spliced from 10 exons. Gene Ontology annotation, biological process: regulation of mitotic spindle organization; activation of protein kinase activity; mitotic spindle assembly. NCBI's taxonomy places the organism in Eukaryota, Viridiplantae, Streptophyta, Magnoliopsida, Malpighiales, Euphorbiaceae. Gene Ontology annotation, cellular component: mitotic spindle; nuclear microtubule.
CUUUCUAUGGGAAAAGUGGCACGUACUGUUUUAACAUGUUCAUUAAUUUUCAUAGGCAAGGAGCAAUUGGACUCAAGGGGAAUGGACCACAUGAAUCUAGUGCUGCUCUAGCAUCAAAUGCGAAUCCCAGAAUAGCAACAUUGAUGCAGGAAAGACGACAUCCAAAUGCAAAUAGCAGAGGUGAAGUAUUCAACUCUCACAAGGGGCAAACUGUUUCUGGUUUUCUGGUUGAUCCUUCUAAACAAACUCAAGCUGCAAAAGAAGGGAGAAGAGAUUUCCCAGAGAAUCAACAUAAGAAAGUUUCGCACUCUGGCCCAUUGGUCCAGGGGACAGGCUGGACAAAGGCCGGAAAGGAUGGUAACAAUCCUAGUACUGUGUUGUCAACCAGAACCAAACGGCAGAAGCUAGAAGGAGGAAGAACAUUCGUUUCAACAGAGGUGUCCCAUCAGAAUAAUCACUGGAAGCCUCAUCUUACUGAACCUAAAACUCCUCUUCUUCACACUACUUUGAGAGCCCGACCUCCAAAGGUGAAAAGUUCUCUUGAGCUUGAAAAAGAGGAACUUGAAAAGAUCCCUAAAUUUAAGGCCAGGCCUUUGAAUAAGAAGCUUUCAUUAAACUCGGAACCUCACAUUGCCAAUCCAGUUCCAAGAAACACACUACCAAAUCCAUUCCAUCUCCACACUGAGGAAAGGGGGGCUAAAAAGGAUAGGAAAUUUGUACUGGACCUUAUCCUGAAGCGGGUGGAGGAGGAAAGGGCCAGGAUUCCAAAGGCUAAUCCAUAUCCUUACACUACCGACUACCGCGUGGUUCCUCCUAAACCAGAGCCAAAACCAUGCACAAAACCAGAACCUUUCCAGUUGGAGAGUCUAGUGAGACACGAGGAGGAAAUGCAAAGGGAAGUGGAAGAAAGACAGAGGCUUGAGAAAGAAGAGGCCAAUAUGAGGAUAUUCAAAGCACAGCCAGUCAUAAAAGAGGACCCAAUUCCACUACCAGAGAAAGUGCGGAAACCCGUUACACAAGUUGACCAAUUUAGUCUCCAUACAGAUAACAGGGCUGUGGAUAGGGCAAAAUUUCAUCACAAGUUGAAGGUGAAAGAACAAUUAUACAAGAGAUACAGGGAGGAAAGUGAAGCUGCAAGAAUGAUAGAGGAAGAGAAGGCACUAAAACAAUUAAGGAGAACAAUGGUUCCUCAUGCAAGGCCUGUGCCAAGCUUUGACCAUCCAUUCUGCCCCAAGAAAUCUUCCAGGGAAACCACAAAAGCAAAGUCACCAAAUUUGCGGGUGCUUCGAAGAAAAGAAAGGCAGAGGAUGAUGAUAAAUAAUGCAGUUUCCAGCCCCGCUUCAUGUAUGAGGUGAUCCUGCUGCUGUUGAUGGACAGGCUGCUGUCCAAGAACUCUUGAACCUUCUUCAAGAACUGUUGUGCUGCUACAACAGUUUUGCAGCGAAUGUUAUUGGAAUAUAAAAGUUGUAGGCUCAACUUUCUGUUCAUUAAUGAAGAAAAUUCUUGGUCAAUUUAUUCCUCAAA